Molecule: messenger RNA, 3204 nt
Organism: Rhineura floridana
Lineage: Eukaryota; Metazoa; Chordata; Lepidosauria; Squamata; Rhineuridae
Gene: SCNN1G
Product: sodium channel epithelial 1 subunit gamma
Exons: 13
Coding region: 176-2170 (664 amino acids)
Biological process (GO): sodium ion transmembrane transport
Cellular component (GO): membrane
Molecular function (GO): ligand-gated sodium channel activity
Source: RefSeq, a predicted model, not a curated record
GCCAAAGGCCGGCAGGGGGCGCCUCGGGGCGGUGGGGCAGAGGGCGGCCGGGCAGCGCUUGCAACCCGAGCCUGGCGGAGGCGUGGCGGCCGGGGGCGGUCUCGGGCGACAGGGCAGAGCGAGGCGAGCCGGGACCCCGUGCAGUGAGACCUGCGCCCCGGCCGCUCUCAGGAGUAUGCAGCCCCAGCCAGCGCUCAGCACCAGCGACUCCGCAGUGCCCAUCGUCAGCAUGGCACCCGCCAAGAAGAUCAAGGCCAAGCUAAAGAAGACUUUGCCUGUGACCGGCCCUCAGGCGCCAACCUUGCGGGAGUUGAUGCAUUGGUACUGCAUGAACACCAACACGCACGGCUGCCGUCGCAUUGUUGUCUCGCGAGGGCGCCUGCGACGGUUCCUUUGGAUCCUGUUGACGCUGACCGCGGUGGGGCUGAUCCUGUGGUACUGUGUGCAGCUGGUCAUGAACUACUACACGGCCUCCGUCUCGGUCACCGUCCAGUUCCGCAAGCUGCCUUUUCCAGCUGUCACCAUCUGCAACAUCAACCCCUACAAGUACAGUUCUAUCAAGGGGCACCUGGCUGAAUUGGACAAGGAGACGAUGGCGGCACUGGAGUCCUUGUAUGACUUUCCAGGAAACAAGUCCAGGAAACGUCGCGAUGCCGGUAAUGAGGGCAGCAAAUAUCAGAAGUACUUCCCCUUGAAGAAGUUAGAGAGCCUCCAUCACAAGCCUCCAGCUAAUCAUUCCUCUAAGCGGCGCAUGGAGGCAAACAUCAUACCGGGGGGCUCCAGCAUGGUAAACGUCAAGAACCCACAAGAUAUUGUGGGAUUCCGACUGUGUGACCCCAACAAUAAGAGUGACUGUGCCCUUUACACGUUCAGCUCGGGUGUCAACGCCAUCCAGGAGUGGUACAAGCUGCACUAUAUGAACAUCAUGGCCCAAAUUGACUCAGAAGAGAAGGAGCGGAUGAGUUACUCGGCCGAUGAGCUCAUCCUGAGCUGCUUCUUCGACGGCCUCUCCUGUGACUCCAGGAACUUCACCGCCUUCCACCAUCCAAUGCAUGGGAACUGUUACACCUUCAAUAGUGGGCAAAAUGGAGAGAUCCUCAACACGUCCACAGGAGGCAGCGAAUAUGGGCUGCAAGUGAUCCUGUAUAUAGAGGAAGCAGACUACAACCCCUUCUUGGUGACAUCCACGGGUGCUAAGAUAGUGGUCCAUGACCAAAAUGAAUAUCCCUUCAUAGAAGACAUUGGCACUGAGAUAGAGACGGCAACAGCCACCUCCAUCGGGAUGCACUUUACAAAGUCUCAUCGGCUCAGCAGGCCGUACAGCAACUGCACCAAGGACGGGUCGGACAUCGAUGUGGAGAAUCUGUACAACAAAAGCUACACUUUGCAAAUAUGCCUCCAUUCCUGUUUCCAGAAUUUGAUGGUGAAAAGGUGCGGCUGUGCCCAGUAUGCACAGCCACUGCCCGCCGGAGCAGAGUUCUGCAACUACAAGAAAUUCCCAAACUGGAUGUACUGUUACUACAAGCUCCACGAGGAGUUUGUCAAGGAACGGCUCGGUUGCCAACAGAUCUGCAAGGAAGCCUGCAGACUGAAAGAGUGGACCCUCACGACCAGCGUUGCCCAGUGGCCUUCGACUGCCUCCGAGGACUGGAUGCUCCGACUUCUGUCAUGGGAUAAAGGGAAAAACAACAGCAAGACAUUAAACAAGACAGACCUGGCAAACCUCGUGGUGUUCUACAAAGACUUGAACGAGAGGUCCAUCUCGGAGAAUCCAGCAAACGACAUCGUCCUCCUCCUCUCCAACAUGGGGGGCCAGCUGGGCCUGUGGAUGAGCUGCUCUGUGGUCUGCGUCAUUGAGAUCGUGGAGGUCUUCUUCAUCGACACAAUUUGCAUCAUCUUGCGCCACCAAUGGCAGAAAGCCAAGAAGUGGUGGCAGGGUCGGAAUGGGGAGCAGGAGGAGGAUGGGGAAGCAGCAACCCCCCCAAGCAGCAGGCGGGGCCACGACAACCUGGCCUGCACUCCGUUUGAGGAUGACGACCUGCCCACCUUCAACACAGCCAUGCGCCUGUCCCUCCCUGUGGAGCACCCGCCCCCCAGGACUCCCCCACCCAACUACAGCACCUUGCGGCUCACCAGCACCUUUUCGGAGCAGCUGUCUGACACCCAGUGAUGCUGUUGCUUGGACCUGGCAACUGUACUUGCCGUCCGGUGGCCAGAAGCCACUUGCCAUCAACAGAAUUGCACGUUCCCUCGCAAGGCGCCCAGUGCCAUUUCUGCAGGAGCUCCAUCUCUGUCCCUUGCUGGAGUGAGCCAGACCUUUUUUGUGGCAGCUGCUGUUGUGAUGCUCAGUGGGGAUGGAAGGGCGCUCCUGUCUGGGGCCGGGUCCAAUCCUUGGUCUUGAACCCCCAGGGAGAAACUGUCAACUGUUUCCCAGAGAGCAACAUCUUCUCAGGGAGGGGACAAGGCCAACUGCAUCUUCGGCUGACCCAGGGCAGUUUUGGCACCCAAGCAUGGACUGCUGUGUGUUCCAGAAGAGCAAGACUCCCUUUUGCAGCAGCUGAACACAACUCUGAUUUUAGCUGAAGUGGAAGGGAGGCAAGGGCUGCCCUCGAGAUUUUGCUUUCCCCAAAAGCUGGAGUUGUUGGGGGAGGUAGAAGAUUCUUGAUGCUGAAAAGGGGUCACUCUGUGCGUUAGGAGCACCCUUUAUUCAGAAGGUGACCUGCAGCUGGCCUUUGGAGAUCCUGCUUCAUCAGGCAAACCCUGCAGUCCCAAGCCAUGCCAGAUGCACUUACCUAUCGGGGUGCACUUCACCGGCACCUCCCUGCAAGGAGCCCCGCUGGAGGAGUAUUUGGGGGCAGUCUGCCUGGGGGCAGCACUUGCUGGGGGGCACCUUUGGGGAGGGCACUGCUGUUGCACUCUUGUGCUGCCUGCAGCCUUCCUUUGGGGCUUCUGCUAGCCACUGUGAGAACAGGAUGGUGGGCUGUGAUGGGCCUCCUUCGGUGACAUCCAGCACCACAGGGCUCUUCUGUCGUUCGGAUGCAGGCCCAGGUGCCAAAUAGUAAAUGUGGGGGAAUGAAAGAAAGGCUUUCCAUAUGUGCAAUACGUUGUGGUGGUGUUGUUUAAACUGAAUAAUUUAACAACCGAGACUAAACUCUGGGAACUGUAAAAGGGGAGAGGUGUUUUUAAUAAAACAUUUGUCAGGAA